Molecule: messenger RNA, 1581 nt
Organism: Acanthosepion pharaonis
Lineage: Eukaryota; Metazoa; Mollusca; Cephalopoda; Sepiida; Sepiidae
Source: the annotation of a GenBank genome assembly
AUGAUAGUCAUUAUUAAUAUUCAGUCUCUUAGAAUCAAACUAAAUUCACACUUCCUGAGUUAUUUCUUCCAGUAUUUAUACAUGUGUAUUCCAUUUUUAUCAAUAUUCUUUUUCAAUUUUUCCACUUCAUCCCAUUGGUUGCUUUUCACUUCAUUUUACCUCUUGUCAACUUCUUUUCUUAUCCCUUUUCUUCUUGUUGGCUUCUUUCAUCAUACCUUUUCCUCCUGUCGGCUUGUUUUUUCAUGCUUUUUCCUCCUGUUGCUCUCUUUCCUCGUCCCUCAUUGUCUCUUUCUCAUCCUUUUUCCCACUAGUCAGUUUCUUUUCUUAUCCUUUUUCUUUCUUGUUGGCUUCUUUUCUCAUCCUUUUUCCCUAUUGACGUUUUUCUAUUUAUUCAUCUAUCUUUCUUUUUUAUGCUUUCUACUUUUACCACCUGUUUUUUUUCCCUUUCCUUACCCACUUUGUUCUCUUCUAAAACUGAAAUUUGUAAAGCAAUGCUUCAAGCCAUUUUCAGCUGAUGUCAUUGAUGAUGGUGUAUAUAAAAAACUUUGUGUGGAGACUGCUCAGUAUAAGGCUGAUCUGAUAUCAAAAGUUGACCUGAGGAAAAGACGAUUGAGCACGGGACUAUACCCAGAUCUCCAGAGACGUAUAAAACUUCCAGAGGCUUCUUUGAAAAAAGCUAUUAUCCAAGCUGCUCGAAUGUUGGAAGAGUUCUAUCCUUAUCAUGUUCUACAGCGCUUACCAAUAUCUGAAAAAGAAUUUUGGGAAAAGCAACAACUUGAUGUGAAUGAUUGGAAAGGUUUAGCAUGUAAGAAACUUACAGAAAUCUUCUCCAAAAAUUUUCUGGUACCACUUGAAGAAACUGAUAAUCACUUUGAAUUGAAGGUUGAUCAUAUUAACUUUAGUCGGUACACAGACAUGUUGAAAUAUGCAGAAUAUCAUGAUGACUUGGACUUAAUUACUGAAAUGCAUAUUCCAGUAGCUGAUGUAAAUAUUCGGCCUCCAUUUUUGGAUUCUGGUUUCUUUAAUCCAAAUCAACGACUGAUACCAACAGCAAGAUGGGAUACACCUCGGGAGCGGAUGUGCCCUUGGAAACAGGACCAUGUGCCACAUGUAUUUGACAAGUUAGAAAUUCCUCUGCCAGUACCACAUCCUGCCAGCAUUGCAUUGGCUAUCUACAAUAGAGAAAAUGAUCAGGAUCCAAUAAAUUUUGAAGACAUUUAUUGCCAACGAAUUAUCAAAGCUACUAAGGAAGUACCAUAUGUAGAUGUGGGAGAUCCUUCAUCACCGGAACUCUUUGAAAUGGAGCCAAGCACCCCAGACAAUGGUACCUAUGGAGAGCCGAUUAAUCUGAUGUCCCAUCUGGCCCAGCAAGAGGCCUCGUAUUUCUCCGAUGACAAUGUGGGGGGUGGCACGGGCACUAACAGCCCUGCACUGGAAAGCAAUAUGAAUGCAUCAAUGCAAAACAGCUCAGUAGAUGAAGCAGAUAGCAAAGAGGAUCAGGCUGAGGGCCACAUUGUCUACGAAGAGAACGAACGGGACAGCAGUUGUAUUAUUGAGUUGAGGGACACGGGCAACAGAUGA